UAUUUUUAAAACUGUUGUUUAUGUGAACUUGCAACCAAUCAAAAUCCUUCAUGAUGCUGAUCAACCAAUCAGAUUUCCCGUCCACCAGGUGGACGGGAAUCCCACACUUUAGAUAGGUUUUGUGUCAGGCCCUAUUCUGUGAUAGGGCCUGAACUUCAGGUUAGUGUCGACGCAGCUGCCCACACCAGCAGAGGGCUCAAUCGACCUUCGAGUGACCAAAUUCAAUCUUUAUGUUUAUUUUUUUAUUUAUUUUCCUCUCAGAACAGACAGAAAGGAUUUAUUUUCAGAGUUUUCUGGUAGCCUUUAAUCCCGCUGGUUUGAAAGCUUUGCUGUGAUAUGCCACUGAUGGUAGACCUAGACGAUCACAGCUUAGAGGUAGGCUGAAUUGAAUGGCCACAAAGCCGGCGAAAUCGCGACUCGAAAAUAUCUAUUUAUAUGACAUGUUUAUAUUAUAACGUUUGUUACUUUGUGAAUGUUCUAAUUCGGAUCUAGAAAAUCUCAAACGUUCUAAUUGUUUAGUGUGUUAUUUAGAAGCAUUUUGUUACAUGUUAGAAGGUAUAAAUACAUAUAUAUUUUAUCAUCUGUCACACGUAUAUUUAGGCAUUUCGCUUUAUUUUGUAUUUGAGGUUUAGCGGUUUGCAAUUAAAUUCAAUUAAGGCUACUUAUUGUUCGUUCUUUAAAAGCCUUAAACUGUCAGGGGCCUAUUAAACAUUAAUCCUUGGGAUUUGUAAUUUGAUUUUUUUUUGCUAAUUUUGUGGCAAAUCAUUUUGGAAAUUUUAAACUUUAACUUUUUUUUGGAAAACGCUUUUAAAACUCAGUGAUAUUUACCAAUAUUGUAAAAGGCUUUUAUAUGAUAAUUAAAGCAUGUAUUGUUGUGAUGCGUGAUUAAACUACUUAAGUAUUGGAUCAUUCCAGAAAAUAUCCAUAGCUCCCCGACAAAGGAAAUUGGAAGUUGAUCCCGCUAUCCCUUUGGAAUGUUUCUUCCCCCCCUGCCAUAGGGGAGGGAGUGUUGAUCUUUUCUGGAAUGACCCAUUGUCCAGAUUUAUACUAGAGAUAGAUCGCCUCUCAAAACAUCAAUAUUAUCGAUUUGAUAAUAGAUAUCAUCCACUGAGCAUAGAAGUCCUGAAUAAUUUUAAAUAAUAUGAUGUACAAGAUAAUUAUGAUUCUAAACUUAGUUAAAAAGUUCAUGUAGGAACAUGUGUAAUAAAUCGUUGUUAACCCUUUAAGUGGCAAUGCGCCCAGGUGCGGCCUACUUUAUUAUUUUACUCUGUCUAACGCCAGAUGAUUUUACUCGUCAGGGGGAGAGUGCUGUCACUCAAUGGGUUAAUCAGACUAUCUGCCCAUGCACCCUGUUAACUCUUUUAGCAGCAAUUCGUCCAGAUGUGCCCAGGGGAGAGUGUUACCACUCAAUGGGUUCAUUUUUCCAUUCUGCGGAGGGGGAAUAGUUCAUGUAAUUAAUAUCAGAGGGCAGGUAGGGUAGCAAAAGGUGAUUACAUAGGGGGGAUGAGGUGUAAAAAAUAGCCCAAAAUUUGAUGUAAGUAAUUGUUGAAUGGCCCUUAUAAAUGGCAAUGGUAUGGAGAACAACUUAUACCUUAACAGUAAUAUUUUCCUCAUACUUCACCAAUGUCAUAUUUACACUCAUAAACUAUUGAGACAUUAAAUUAGAUACUCAUAGAUAGAUAGAAUUUAAUUCACCACACAACAAAACAUACAGUAAAGUACAGAAAUAACAAAAGAAAUGUCUAAAAGGUGGCGAGGAUGCCCAACUGGAAAUUAGGUAUGGACAGAUUUUUGGGGGGAAUGAAAGGGGUGCACACACCCCUAAAUAUACACUCCCUCUCGCUCAUUUCCCCCCCCUGAAUUUUUGGCAUCCCCCCUGAAUUUUUGGCAUCCCCCCAGAGCAAAAUCUGAAAAUCUGUCUAUGCUUGUAAGUUUGUUAGUAUAAAGCAACAAUGCAGGCAGUAUAACCAGAGUAUGCCACUACAGUGAAAAUGUGUAUGUUAAUUAGAACUAUCUGCCCCAUAUAGGUUACUACAGGAUAGCCCCUGUUGCCUUCCAGUGACACCAUAAUGGUAUUGUCUUACUAAAUCUUACCAAAUUCUAUAUAGAAUGGUGAACUGGCAGAACAAGAGGAAAAACAGACAGAAUACCAGCUACUUAAGGAAAGUGGAGGUAAACUGCAUAUAGUUACCUUAACAUAUUGGUAAUAUACAGGGGUAACUGUUCCCCUGGGUAAAUUACCAAGUUGGGCUGUCAAUGGGUUGCUCGGUCAAUUGGUCAGUUGGUCAAUCAGCUAGUCAGUCGAGUUAUUCGGUCGGUUGGACAGUCUAGUCAGUUAGUCAAACAAUUGGUAGGCUGGUUGGUUGGUCAAGUCAGGCAGCCCUCAAAACCACCAUUGUUUUAUCUAUUGGUUGGUUAGUAAGUUGGUUUAUCAGCCAAUUUUUAUGCAAAGUGCCCUUUUUGUACAAGCUAAUGUUGCUAAUUUGUUCAAAGUGCCCCCCCCCCAAUCUUUUAAUGCUUCCUAUGCCCCUGAGGCCAACCCAGCCAGCAAGUCAGUCCAAUGUGUGAUGGUUUUCAAUAAGAUAUAUUAAACAGUUCCUAAUGCUGUUAUAUUUCCACUUCUCAGUUUUCAAAAAUCCCAAAGUAAGACGAGAAUUGUUGCCGAAAACGAGAGAGAAAUCAUCGAUUAGGAAUCUCUUCAGUUUUUUGAAGACAGUUAUUGGUAAAGAUUUAACGAAAGUCACGAUGCCCGUCUAUUUCAAUGAACCAAUAUCAUUUCUACAGGUAAGUUCUGCCACUUCUCUCAGAAAUAUUUUAUACACACAGCGCAGGCCCUUCGUCAGAAGUUAGUGACUAUAUAACAGAGGUGUGCAUCAGAUCGGAUUGGACGUUUAUAAUCCGACAAUUGUCUAAUGUUUAAAAUCCGAUCCGAAAUUGUCUAAUCCAAAUCCGAUCCGAGUUUUGAUAAAGAAUUCCAAUCCGAUCCGAUCCGAAGAAUUCUUUAAUUAAUAAAAUAAAUUUCUCAUUCAAGUUGAAAUAUUUAACCAAAUAAAUAUAAAAGCAAGAAAUACAUGUCAAGAAGCUGACAAAGUAACGUCCAAUUGAAGUAUCAAACGAAUAAUGCAGCGACAACCGCGAUUUAACAAAUAUAAAACAUUUUCCGUGUUGAUAUACAGUUAUAUCAACACGAGUGGAAAUUGGGAAAACGAGAAAUUGUGUGGAAACACGACGCCCGAAGGGCGGAGUGUUUUCACACAAUUUCAAGUUUUCCCAACUUCCACGAGUGUUGAUAUAACUAUAUAUCAAUACGGAAAAAAUGUUUUAUAUUUGUUUUAUAAUAUAGCAAUGUCAAAAGCCCGAAGAAUAAGAAAAAUUUCCGUGUUACAAGCGGCGGAAAAUUUCCCGUGUUGACAUGGAGUUAUAUCAACACGGCUCUUAGCCAAUCAGCGUUCAGAAUUUACAAAUGCUAUAUUAUAAAAUGCUUUCAUAAAUGCAUGGAUAAUAAUUAAUUCUUGCGAUAAUGCGUGGAUAAUUAAUUCAUUUUAUUUCGGAUAUCGAAGUCCGAUCCGAUCCGACUACGAAACAACUUUAUCAAUCCGAUCCGAAAUGAAUAUUUUGUUUCCGAAAUCCGAAUGGAUUGGAUUCGGAUCGGUUUCGGAUCGGAUUUGCACACCUCUACUAUAUAGUAUUGAAUGGGUGAUUCCAGCUAUACCUAUACUAUAGAUUUAAUUUUGAUCAACCAAGAAGAACGAAAUCCAACACCACAGCUAGAAAGAGCGUCUUAGAAUGAGUAAAACUGCAAAGAUUGGUUGCUAAAUGUUGUAAAAUGAAGAAAAUAAAGCUCUGUGAAGUUCGCAAAUUUUGUAUAUAUUUGUAUUACGUGCGCGGUUAGAAUAACCACUUUCGGCUUAAAAAAUGGUCAUUUUUCCCGCGUGUAUAUGCAAAUAUAUACAAAAUUUGCGAACUUCACAGGGCUAUAUUUUCCUCAUUUUACAACAAUUCGCAACCAAACUUUGCAAUUUUACUCAUUUUAAGAUGCUCUUUCCAGCUAGGGUAAUGGUUUUCGUUCUCCUUGUCUAGAUCAAAAUUCCGUCUAUACCUGGAAUCAUACAUCACAGACACAGUCAACAGGUUUUCGUUGACAAGUGUCCCUUGACAACAUUUGUUUCUCGUGUGUUGUUAAACAUUUAUCUAACGUGAAGGCCGCAUUUUGUUUGACAAAACCAUAGAAGUAUUACUUGUACACGUCAAGGUUUUCUUGAAAAUUUUUGCUGUACACAUGAGCAAAUAAAACUUGCUCGUCUGUACAUACGGGGCUUAAAUCGUUUUAGUUAUAAAGAAAUCACAGUUCACAACAAUGUACACGGUAUAAAAUUAUCAUUGUUGACGAGUGUAAGAUCCCGGCGUCAUUUCAUUGGAACAGACAUUGCCGCUAUAUUCACUGACCGCAAAUUCUAUAUUCUCGUCAGUGGCGGCGCCACGGGGAGGACUGGGGAGGACACGUCCCCCCCAGUUCUCUUCAAGGUCAAUUUUCUAAUUUGUCCAAAUCCGGUGAGAAAAUUUGGGGGGGGGGGUACGUUUGUGACAUCAGUCCAGUUAUUUAGAUCUAACUUAAUAAAUUCAGUCUUUGUUGUGUGAAUAAAAACCGGUAUUAAAAGAUCUUCGCUUUACUUUUGACAAAAGACCGUUUCAUAUAUGCGGUAUUUACCAUUAGAAUAUUGCAGGCACUGAUUACGACCGCCGAAGGAAACCCAUCAUAAUGGGUUAACAUAUUACCCAAAUUAAGUGCAAGGGGUAAUGUGUGAUGCGGAAGUUUGGUCCUGCUGCUGAGAUGUGAGGGAGAUAUGUUAAUUAAUUAAUGCACCGUUCGCGCAACAUAUGGUCAUUAGCUUCUUGGAACGCAUCACUACACAACUGAAAGAGAAAAAUGUUUGAAGGAAGAGAUCCAUCAAGUGAAAUUGUGUGUGAGGGAGGCAAAUAGAACCUUCGUUUUCGAAUCUUGACGGUUAGACCUAUUUUAGAUUUUUCAACAUCGGAAAUAUCGAUGAGAAAGUUUACAUUCCAAAAGAAAUGGUACGAAGAGUACAUAUGACUGGAAUAUUCAAUGUAACAACUGGAAGAUUACAUACGAGCAUCAUAGCAGCGAAGAGAAGGAAAGGAAAGAGUCUAGAGAAAGGGUCCAAAAGAAAGUUUCCACCUUGGAUUUGCUUGCCCUCCUUGUUCGAAGUUUUCAGCAAAGAUGAUCUGCACCACCUUUACCCGACCUGUUUGAGGUCGCUACCUUGCCUGUGACAGUACAGUGGCAUCAUGUGAACGCACACACAGCAAGGUCAAAAUAAUAAACAAUGAUUUGCGAGUUGCUAUGUCACCUGAUAGACUCGAGGACCUUGUCCAGAUUAGCAACGAACGAGAUCUAGCCAACAAUAUUGAACUUACCAAAUUAGUGGAAAUAUUUAAGCUUGCAAAACCUCAUAAGCUUGUCAUGCAAGGAGAUCUACGAUAACAUAUAGCCAUUAUUAUUCUACCUAACAGUUAUUUCCAUUUGUAUUUAAAUAUAAAAUUAUGUUGACUUCAAUUUUCCUGGAAGUAGAAAUUCCUUUCGGCAGCUGUCAAUCAAUGUAAUCAUAGUCAAUAACAUAAGAAGGUUAGGGAACUCGAUGCAGACAUAAUAGACCUAUCUAUGAUUUUGUCUUGGUUUAUGCAAAAAAAAAUGGUCGAUUCAUCGUCAUGUGUGUAUUGUAUGCUAGAGUAACCAAUAGUUAUGUUUUUGUUUAGCCAUUGUGUAAUAUUACGACCGGGUAAUUAAACCAGCACACUGCUAUUGGUAACUAAUAAUACACUCAUGACGAUGAACCGAUCGUUCCUUGCAUAAACCAGACAAAAACAUAGAUAAUGAGGUCUUUUGCUGUUUGUCUGCAUCGAGUUCCCUAACCUUAUUCUAUUGACUAUGAUGUAAUACUGCAUUUGUAGGUAUUAUAUAUACGUAUAGUCAUGAAAAAAUCGUGUGUUUUGUUUACUUUAUAAUUUUCGGAAUUCUGAAUAAUCUCACCCUGAAAAUGCAGGAAAUCGUAUUUCAGGGACUCUAGAUUUCAAAAAUUUUCCGGGGAGGGCAUGCCCCCGGACCCCCCUAGAAGUGUCUCGCGCCUUCACCGCUCGAAAAUCCACCCCACUUUUAAAAGGCUGGCGCCGCCACUGAUUCUCGUAAGUGGCGAAAAUGAAAAGCGGGAAAAGUUGUAAAACUAUACGGACGAGAAAAGAAAAGCGCACAUGAAAGGCGCGAAACUGGUCGACAACCCAGCGGGCAAAAUGACGUUUAUCCAACGUUGAAUCAACGUUGGAAAUGACCUUCCAGACGUUGGAUAGACGUUGAAAAAGGGUUGACUAUGCAAAUUGAUCGCGUUACUGUUUCGACGUUGAAACAACGUUGAAAUUAGGUUGCCAAUCUCUUCAACCAUAAUUCAACGUUGAAUCCACGUUAAAACAACGUUGAGAUUGGUUCACAAAUCGACGUCGUACAUUUAACCAUGAAUGAACGUUAAUUCAACGUCUGUUGGCUGCUGUUGAACCAAUGUUUGUAAAACAACGUCAGAGCAACGUAGAUAUUAGGUUGUCGACGUCGCAACCUUUUUUCUACCAAAUUUCAACGUUGAAACAACGUCGUGUGCCCGGUGGGAACUGGCUUUACGAGUUGACAAAUUUAAAUGUCGUGAAGUUCGCGAAAACGAAAAGAGCAAAAAAUUUUAUGCAGAAAACUACAUGUCAACAAGUUGCAACAAUGUUGUUAUUCCAUCAAGUUGCUACAAGGUUGUCACUCACAACUUGUUGACAAAUUGUUGAAUGGCUGGACGAUAUCAAGUUGUUGGAACAACUUGUAACAAGUCUGUUGGGCUCAACAAUCUUGUAGCAAGUUGUCAACAAGCUAGUGGGAACAAGCAGUGCGAGCAAAUCCUGUUGACAAGUUGUUGGAACAGCACUGCUACAGGUCUUCUGCAGGUUUGUUACAACUUAUGCGUUUUUACGUGCGUGUACAACCGAGGCUAGGAGAAACGAAGGCGCGAAAAAUCUUUUAAAUCAAUUGUCAGUCAUGCAAAGGACACAUGCAAUGUAGAAUGAACGAUAUAUUUCUGUAUUAUAUACUUGCAGAGGUUAUGUGAAGAUCUCCAAUAUGCUGAUAUAUUGACCAAAGCGGCAGGUAUAUUUCCGCGUGUUUUCCUUAAGUUUUAAGAUGUACCAAAUCUGCGACGCGGACGCGACUAAAAAUCAGUCGUUAAUAAUUGGAGACUAGUUUUACUUCGUUGUUCUCAUGUCCCUGGCUUUGUUUACCAACAACAAUCCAUAGUUUUUACCCGUGAAGUGAAACUGCGAUAGUAGAGGCAGUUUUUCGUCACGUCCGCGUCGUAGAUUCGGUGUAUCUUAUAAAGCUCCCUAAUAUCUGUCAGUAAAACAUGCGUGUAUUUAUUUCUGGGGUGCCUGUUUAUUGAAGACGGCGUUAUGUGUUUGUAGAAUGUGGAAAUUCCGUGGAAAGACUUGCAUACGUUGCUGCUUUUAUGGUUUCUUCUUAUUCAACUGUGCCAGGAAGGUAUAUGCUUUGAAACUGUAGACUACUAGACGUAGUCGUAGCUCUGCAUCGCAUCCACUCUGUGUAACGACGUUAAUAAUAUACAUGAAAAAAUUUCUCAAUUCUGACUGGCUAAGAGCAGUACAAUUGUUUCGAAAUACAGUGCCAAGAAAUGAAAUGAAAUACAGUGCAAAUUCCAUUGACUGUAAGGUACAGCCAUUUCUAGCAGAAAAUAAUACAAAAAAUCCAAAUAAUUUACAAGUGAUAUGAUAAAAAUGGCUGGCGUUUUUACUUUUUAGUAGAUUUUCUAUUGAAAGUAUUUAUAUUAAAAUUAACUAUUUCGCAUGACUGCAUUAUUUUUUCAUAUAUAUAUUAGUAUUAACAAGUAACAGUAUGGUUUCUCGUGCAAUUUGGAAAAAAACAUACACUCGUGAGUUUUUCAAAGACUUCAAAUUGCACUCGUCCUUCGGACUCGUGCAAUGGACCAUUUGCAUUAUAGACUAAAUUUUGAUCUGGACAAAAAUUUCAUCACAGCUUGAAAGAGCAUCGCAAAAUUAGUAAUAUUCCAAAGUUUCGUUGCGAAUUGUUGUAAAAUGCGGAUAAUAUAGCCUUGCGAAGUUUGCCGUUUUUCAGUCAUUUUGUAUUACGCACGUGGGAAAUUGACAGCCCAAUCGGGUGUUGGGGCAUCAAUUUCCCGUUUGUAAUACAAAAUGACUGAAAAUUGCAAAUUUCGCAAGGCUAUAUUUUUCGGCGUAUUACAACAUUUCGCAACGAAACUUUGGAAUGUUACUAAUUUUGUGAUGCUCUUUCAAGCUGUACGUGAUGAAAUUUUUGUCUAAACCAAAAUUUAGUCUAUAAUGCAAAUGGUCCAAUUGCACUCAAAACCAUACUAUUACCUAUGCAAACCUGCAUGAAUGAAAAAUGGAAUCGUGUACUACUAUAAUCCAUAUUGUCUUUACGCGUUUUCUCCUCCUGUGUCUGUGUGUCAAUCCAGUUCUUGCACUUUUUUGUAGAUUUUGGAAACCGUUUAAUCCGUUACUUGGAGAAACGUUUGAAUAUAUUAACGAAGAACAUGGGUAUACCGUUGUUGCUGAACAGGUAUACUGCGACGUAGAUUAUACUCUUAUGUCUAAAAGUAAAGACCCGUGGAAUUUUUCGGAAAUAUUUAUUACCAAAACCGCGGAUGCAUCCUCUCAUCCGAAAAAACGAGUCUUAUUGCGUUCAGGAAUGCGACUACAUAUUUUCUAGUCUGCUCGCAGACUGCAUCCCGCUCCCCCCUGGUUCACGGGAUAACACAUAUUUUCAUGCUUUUCCAGAAAUCGUGUUUUAUUUUAAGAAAUUUUGAAACAAAACGAACUGAUCAUCCAGAAAUGCACAAAGCAGGUUAACUUUUAACCCAGAGGCCGGAUUAGCGCUAACCCUGUGGGUUAAAAGUUAACACGCUAUUUUGGUGUAGGUAAAUCUUCUGUUCAUUUCAAAACUUUGGAAGAUAAAACCUCUAUUGAUCCAGACAAGAAUUCUGAAUUUUUGACACGAGAACGUGACAUGUUUUUUGGGCGAUGGAGAACAUCCGCUGUUUUGGUAAUAGCUGUCUAUACUUGUACACUGAUAAUAGAAUAAAUUUAUCAUUAUCAGGUUUCGCACCAUCCACCUGUUUCAGCGUUCCACGCCGAAUCACAAGACUGGGUAUUUUGGCAAGAAUAUAAACUGGAUACGAAAUUCAGGGGACAGGUAUACUAUAACGGAACAAGCUUUACUUAUACUGGGUAGCUUUUAGGGGUUGGAAAUUUACAGUAAAUUGUCGUCGUCGUCGUCGUCGUCGUCGUCGUCGUCGUCGUCGUUGUUGUUGUUGUUGUUGUUGUUGUUGUUGUUGUUGUUGUUGUUGUUGUUGUUGUUGUUGUUGUUGUUGUUGUUGUUGUUGUUGUUGUUGUUGUUGUUGUUGUUGUUGUUGUUGUUGUUGUUGUUGUUGUUGUCGUUGUUGUUGUUGUUGUUUGAAAUGAGCGGGCAUCUAUGGCGACAGAUAUUUGCCAAAGGUAGCCCUUGUGGCGACUGAGAAAAAACUUAAAAAAUAAAAAUAAAGUAAUUCUAAUAAUUCGGGUACAGGUUGCCGCAACACGAAAAUAACGAAGUAAAACGUAACUUCGUAAAAUGUCUUUGUUCCAACUUCCAAGUAAAAAGUACUCUGGAAAAAUUACUCGUUACAUGCCCACUUCUCAGAAAUAAAUUAUACCCAAAUACAUCCCCCCCCCCAUCCAUUUUUAAUGGUCCUAUCCUAAAUCGCGCGUUUUUUUUAAUUCGUCUGUAGUAUAUCAAAGUGUGUCCUACUGGUAUGGUCCAUUUAAAGUUAAAGAAAUCUGGUGAUCAUUUUAGUUGGAAGAAGCCACAAACUAUAAUACAUAAUAUCGUGUUUGGAACGCUGUGGGCAGAACAUGUAAGCACCUGCUUUGAGGAUCCUAAUUCUGCCUGGCUGAAAACGGAGCAGCCGGUCCGUUUAACUCGAACAGCCUUGUAACAAGUCUGAUAAUGCCAUCAAGCUUCUGACAAGUUGUUACUUGUUAACAGCUUGUUCCAAACUUGUUACAACUAGGAACACAACUUGUUUGCACACCUGCAUGUAACAGCUUGCGCGUUUUUACGUGUGUACAUCAGUUCACACACUUUGAUCAAACUGUAUUUUGUCUAAAGAAAACAGUUAGAGAGUGCAAGCCAGUCAUAAUGUACACGAUAAAAAAUUAAUGUAUUUUUUUGUUAGGAUGGCGAGGUUGUCAUAACAAAUCAUCAAACGAAUGAAAUUUGUACUAUUCACUUUCAAACUUAUAAGAGAGUACGGGAAAACUAUAAAAUUGUCACAGGUUUGUCUGAAAUUCUCAAAAAUAAUUGUCUUUGACUAAGAUAUGUAAUAGGUUUGAUUUUUAUAUUGACAUUUGACUGCAUUUUCCAGGGCAAAUUCGGGAUUCAAAUGGUCAUAUAUGUUUGUUAUUGGAUGGGAAUUAUGAAGAUAAAAUGGAGUACACGUCAGUCCAAAAUGGUACGAUCAAAUACAAUGUACAGUACAUAAUGGCUUUCAACCUCGUUUCUGGGCUCUGACCUCUUUGACCUCUUGUGGAGAAAAGACCCUGGUAGGAGCUGGUCACGUGAUUUUAAUGGAUGAUGAUGAUGAUGAAAAAUAUUUAUACUUUAAUUUAUAACUUGCAUUUUAUUUUGCAAGUUUGAUUAAAGGAAUCCAAGAUAGUUGAUUAGAAAUCUGCUAGAUUUUAGCAGAUCACGUGACCAGCUCCUACAGGGUCUUUCCUCCACAAGAGGUAAGAACCUGGGAACGAGGUUGAAUGGCUUCACCAUCUAUUUCUUUGAAACUUCUCACUUUUCUUUUUCUUCAGGUUUAAAUUCAGAUCCAAUUUCAUUAUGGAAAGUGACACCGAAACCUGAAAUAGCUCCACGGUAAGUGGUCGGAUUUUUUUAGAGGUGCGCGCCGGCCUCCCCUCAGAUUUUUGCAGCUUUUCUGAAAAGUCAGGCACCUUUCCCUCGGGAAACAGUAAAAUUAUAAUUACCCUUUUAAUGCCAAUUCCCAUUAGUCAUACAGCAUUCAUAUGGCAUUCAUACGAGGCUUCGGCAGCUUUUUCUUUGCGAUAACCUCUAGUUUAAAAUUAUUUUUAAUUCCUGUGUUUUCAAUUUGUAUGUUUUCUUUAAUAUCUUCAGAAUGUACGGUUUUACGACAUUUACGAUGCAUUUGAAUGAACCCAACGAAGGUAAGAGUUAGAGCUUUCAGUAAGUAGGUAACGUGCAUUGGUAGUAAUUGGAAAGUAAAAUUUAUUUUGUGCAAUUCAGAAAUUGAUAGAGCAAAAAUUACUGCAUGCAUGGCCAGAAAUCAUGGUCAUGAUUUUUUUACUUCCUUCGUGAUUUGCAUAUCACUUUGAAAUAUAGCUUCAACCGUAAACAGUGAAUUAUAUAACGCGACGUUGUUAAUCGAAUUAAAUCUGAGAAUAAAGUAGGUCGUUUGCAACUUGCCUCAACCGCUGGCCGCAAACUACAAAGUCUGCAGUCGAAGUAUUGAAUGUAAUGUAGGCCUGAUUUCAGUUACUGCCUAUUCUGCGUUUUCAAUAUUUGUACACUAGAGGUUAGUUUUUACGACAUUUGUCUAUUUAACUCUAUAUGCAUGAGAAUAUGCAGUAAGGCACUCUUCUUUUUUUUUUUUGAUUACGGAUAUCCCGACCUUGUAUUUUUAAAAAGCAGAAAAAGAUAAAAAUGCCGCUUAUCAGUUUUGAUGUGUUGGGUUUUUUUUCCAUCCGACCAUAUUUUAGAAAGUAUUAGUAUUUAUUUUCCCAGCAAGACACCUAAAAAUAUAAACUAAAUGUGCGAGAAUAAAGUCAGGCUGACGUGCAGGCAAUUGUCACGCAUAAUCACGCCGCGUGAACGUGAAACAUGGCCGAAGGAGGCGAUGUUUACUUCGCUGUUUUCACGUAAGAAUGCAGUAGUUGUUACAAGUUUACAAGCAAAUUGUUACGAAUCUGUUCACAAGCUGUCGAGAAGAUGUGUUCGCACUGCUUGUUCCCAGUUGUUGUAACAAGUUUGGAACAAGCUGUUAUCAGCUUGUAACAAGCUUGAUGGCAUUAUCAGACUUGUUACAAGAUUGUUCUAACAAGUCUGAUGCAGUCAUGAUGUAGCAAGAAUGUUACAAGGUUGAUGACACAAGGUUGUAACAAUAUUGUUGUAUCAUGACUGAAUCGGACUUGUUGGAACAAUGCAUCAUGCAACCAGUCUGAUAAUAUCAACAAGGUUGUUACAAGUUGUUAAUAGCUUGUUUCAAACUUGUUGACAACUUGGGACAAGCAGUGCGAACACAACUUGUUGACGGCUUGUUGGCAAACUUGUUACAAUAUGCGAGGUUUUUACGCGUGUCGCGUGUACUCCUUGACUUUGGAUGUACCUGUCACUGUGCGUGUGGUAUUAGAUAUAUAUUAGACAAUUCUUUAUUUUUUUUAAAUUUUUGCCCUCCCGCCCUAAUAUUGGCGAGCAAAAUCCGUAAUCCAACAACAAAAAAGCGUGGCCUAAUAGAAUUGGAACACCCUUCUUUAUAAUACUUCCAUUUUUCGACUUUCAGAUAUUCAAUGUCCAACGGACUGUAGGAAGAGACCCGACAUACGAAAAUUAGAAGCAGGAAACGUAAGUUGCGUUGCGUGCUAUAAUGCGCUCUAUAUACUUCAUUAUUUUACUCUAUCGAACGCCAGACGAUUUUACCAUAGAUAUAAGGAUUUUACUCGUCAAGGGUAUAGCGCUGGCGCGCAUUAGGUUACGGGAACAAAUUGAUUUAGAAAUAACGGACUCUCGUUUCCUUUUCUUGGUGUCAUUUUUUCAACAAGCAAUUCUUAUAUACUACUUUGUCAGAUGGAAGAAGCGGCCCGCGAGAAAUCCAGGUUAGAAAACAAACAAAGACAUGCGAGGAAAGAUCGGGAAACAGAGGGUAAACAAUGGUCACCAAGGUAAGAUUUUCUUGAGGAAAAUAUCUGAAAAUCCUCAUGUAUCCUCAAAUGUUCCCCUGUUGAAGGAAACAACAUUUUCUCUUCGCGGAAAGCAAAACACUGGAAAAAGUUUUGAAAAUCCAUAGAAUGGAAAUUGUAUGGACCUUUAUUGGAAAUAGAAUGGAUUUGGAUGGAAAGCACAGCAUUUUUCUUGCUCUCCAGAUAUUGUUAUGCAAAGUGUUCUUAUGCCAGCUGUAAAGUGCUUAUUCAUUUCGCAAGUGCAGUUAUAUUAGGGCCAUUUAUACCAGCGAAAAUAAACCGCGUCCUAAAUAAGCCGCGGCUUAAAUAAGUCGCGAACGACUCGUAUAAACAGUCAAUUUGCAAUAAGCCGCGGCUUAUUUAGGCCUAGCUUUCAAGCCUGGGCUUAUUUUAGCCGCGGCUUAUUGCAAAUUGAAUGUUUAUACGAAUCGUUCGCGACUUAUUUAAGCCGCGGCUUAUUUUCGCUCGUAUAAAUGGCCCUAUUGUCUCGUAAACGGUGUUAGAGAGGCUCUGAUUUGACUAAAGCUACAAUCCAGGAAAAAAUUAUUGUGGACAGCGCGCGCGGAAAUAUAUAUACACCUACCAAAGUUGUUCCAACAACUUGUUAUCGCCCUGCAGUUCAGUCAACAAUUUGUCAACAAGUUGUGAGUGACAACCUUGUAACAACUUGAUCAAAACAACAGCAUUCUUGCAAUUUGUUGACACGCUUGCUGCACACGUAAAAAUCUCACAUCUUGUAACAAGUCUGCCAACAAGCUGUCAACAAGAUAUAUUCGCACUGCUUGUUACAAGUUGUCAACAGGUUUGGAACAACUUGUUGACAACUUGCAACCUUGUCGAAAUUAACAGACUUGUUGCAAGGUUGUUCUGACAAGUCCGUUACAUGGUUGAUGUAACAAGAUUGUUACAACCUUGUGUUGACAACCUGGUAACAUCCUUGUUAUAUCACCUUGCUGUAACAAACUUGUUGGCACAGUCUUGUAACAAGGCUGAUAAUGCCAUCAAGCUUGUUACAAGUUGUUAACAGCUUGUUCCAAACUUGUUACAACAAACUUGGAACAAGUAGUGCGAACACAACUUGUUGACAGCUUGUGAAAAGACUUGUAACAACUUGUUUGCAGACUUGUUUGAGAUUUUUACGUGUGAUGUUACAUGGUACAAUUUGCAACGACGAUUCUCUGGGCAGCGGCCGUUGAUUUCUAAAGGCAUGUUACUGUGCAACAGCUGUGCACGGAAAAUCCUCCUUAAUAACUUGGAUAAAACAACUCAUUUGCUUCCCAACAGGUGGUUUAAACUAUUAGAAGACCCAGACUCAAAUACUUCAUGUCAUACAUACCAAGGUGGUUACUGGAAAUCGAGAUGCGAAGGCAAAUUCGAUGAUAUGGCUGAUCUAUACUGACGCAAUAUUGGGGAUAGUAGCUAUAGUUAUAAUAUGCUGAAAGCCACGUAUUUAGAUUAUGAUAAUAUGAUUAUUUUUUGGCUAUACAAUAGCUAUUAUUUAAGAGAAAAUUCGACUAUAUAUUAUACCCAGUUAUUUAUAGUAACAACUAAUGUUUCGGGUUAAUGAAAAAAAUGCGUUAAGUUUAUAUUUAUUUAUGUGAACAAGCAAUGACUUAUGCUCAGUUUGUUAGUAAAAACUACAAAUUGAGAUGAAUAACGCGUAUAUAUUUAAAUUUAAAUUGAACUAUUCUUACGAAAUAUUGUAAUCGUACAAUCAGUAUUUAUAUUUUGUUACAAAAUAGGGAUUUAGAAUCACCAGACAGUUAAACAGUAUACAUGUUUGGAAGAAUUUUAUUUUGAAAAUUUAUGGUAACCCUUAAGGCCCAUUUCGACUCAAGAAAAUGUUCCACCGACAGAAAAUGUUCCGAAAAUACCAUUGUUAAAAGUUGAAAAUUUUAAAGUUCAAAAUUUUUUUCCGACGGAAAAUUUUUGUCGACCAAUCACAUUUUACAAAAUUUUCUUUCUGCGGAAAAUUUUCCUAAGUGGAAAUGGGCUUUAAUUAGCCUGAGCACAGACCUUGGUUUUAUACUCUAUUUUGCGGGUGGGUUGGCUUGCCAUUCCAUCCGCGGAUAUUAGGGCAACAAAACAAAAAUCUGCUCAGGCCUAGACUGCAUGGCAGGCGGUCCCUAAAAUCGGGCAAGUCUGUGAAAGACCGCCUGCCAUGCAGGCUAGCUCAGGCCAGGAAACACCCUGCGAGAACGCCUGGUCGCAGGUAAUUAGGCAACACUUAGCCUUGGGCUUUUAUGAAUAAAAUAAAAUAAUAAAAAUAAAUAAAUAAAUAAAUGAAUGUAAUUCUCAUUCUUCUGAGCAUUAUAAUCGUAUUUUUUUUCGCACAGAGAAAAGAUAAAUUUCUUAAAUUGAUAACAAAACUAGUUCUUUACCAAUUGGAUUUUUUCUCCAGCAGUUCUAAUAUGCGUACGCAUGAGUCUUUUAUUCUUUAUAUGAAUUUGCGCUUUAUUUUCUGCUGGCAGAAAAUUAAAGAUUCAGCAUGUCACGGGUAUAUAUUAUAGUUACUAUAGAUAGCAUGCAUACAUUGAUUUCAGACCUCGUAAAAGUGUUCCUCGGAUCCUGAAUUUGUUUAAUGAAUGUUCUUCAAAAGUAUGCGCGGCAAUGUAUUCUUCGUUUGCACAUGACGUCAUGGCGGCCGUGUUGGCGAACCACUGAUACACACAUGAAAACCAGUGGUAAAAAGGCACAAGUUGUAACAAACCUGCCAGCAGACUUGUAGCAAUGCUGUUCCAACAACUUGUCAACAGGAUAUGUUCGCACUGUAUGCUUAUUCCCAGCUUGUUGACAAGUUGUCAACGGCUUGUUGUCAACUUGCUUUACAAGGUUAUUGAGCUCAACAGACUUGUUACAAGUUGUUCCAACAACUUGUUAUCGUCCUGCAAUUCAACAAUUUGUCAACACGUUGUGAGUGACGAUCUUGUAACAACUUGAUACAAUAACAGCAUUUGUUACAACUUGUUGAUCGACAAGCUUGCUACAAGCCUGUUGCGAACACAUCUUGUUGACAAGAUUUUUACGUGUGUAGUUGGAGGAACGCUAACAAAAGAAUAUCAUUAGCAGCUAUUGUACAAGUUGUUACAGGUCUGCAAACAAGUUGUUACAAGUCUGUUCACAAGCUGUCGACAAGUUGUGUCCGCACAGCUGCCUGUUCCUAGUUGUUGUAUAAACAAGUUUCGAACAAGCUGUUAACAACUUCUAACAAGCUUGAUGGCAUUAUCAGACUUGUUACAAGGCUUUUCUAACAAGUUUAAAUUUAAAAUGUUCCUUUAAUCUUGUUUAAAGCCAAAUAUUCUCAUAAAGGAUCCCGUGGAUUCCCACUUUUCAGGCCUGAUGUGUCUUAAAAUUAUUGUGUGCAUGUAAUUAAAUAUAAAUAUAUUUAAAUAAAUUUUACACAUUCAUGAGUUGUAUUUUACUGCUUCUUUUAUUUCUAAACCAAGAAAAUAUUAUAUAUGUUACUGUGCCUGUGCUAGCCACCACGCGAGGCAGUUACACACGCAAAAGUCUCGCAUCUUUUGGCAUGUCCCAAGUACAGUGUCAACAAGUUUGGAACAAACUGUUAACAACUUCUAACAACCUAGUUGUAUUAUCAGACUUGUUGCAACUGUCGAACAAUUCCGAUACAGUCAUGAUAUAACAAUAUUGUUACAACCUCGUGUCAUCAACCUUGUAACAUUCUUGUUAUAUCAUGGCUGUAUCAGACUUGUUAGAACAACUUUGCUACAAUUCUGAUAAUGCCAUCAAGCUUGUUACAAGUUGUUAACAGCUUGUUCCAACAACUGGGAACAAGCAGCUUGUGAACAGAGUUGAAAAAACUUGUUUGCAGACCUGUAACAACUUGUGCGUUUUUACGUGCGUAGCUCAGCAAGUUUCUCUCGUGCGCGGCAUGCUUUAGACAGAGUAAAAUAAAAAGGGUGCAAUGCCAAUGCAACUUAAUGGGUUAAGCAAAAUGUCAGGAAUGAAGAUUAGUUGCUAGAUACAAGGAAAUUAAAAUUGAAGUGUUUUUACAAGUUCCUAUGGAAGAUGGAAGAUAUGGAAAAAAUUGUUUCAUAAAUUUUCCCAAAACCAGGUGCAAGUAAAAAAGCUUUAAUUGGUACAUGUAUAUUCUACAAAAAUAUUUUAUACUGUUUAUAAUACUGUACACUAGUCAUUGGAGAUCCCAGCACAGGGGAUAGGUUACAUCGUAAAUCGUCAGUUCUGCCACAGUUGUAUACUGAGCAUAGGAAGAAGUUCUGGUGUUUCUUUGUAUAACUACAGUAGAAUGGACAGAUUUUCCAUCCUCAGGUAGUAGGUAAUGGUUCUGUUUCUGGUGACAAGUUAUUUGUUUCAUUUAAAGUGUUUUUAUCUCUCUCAGAUGUUGGCUGUUCAUCAAUUUCUAACGAGACAAUGUGUUUUCCAGGAAUCAUGGCAAGACCUAAUAUUCUUGGUUCUUCAUUCUCAUAAUCUAGAAAAUAUAUCAUUUAAAGAUGUUGGGUGCCUUUGCAAAGAAAGUUCAUAUCUAAAACAUGGGGUCCGGCGUAGGUAGUGAAUCUUUUCAGGUAGUCGGACAUAAAGUAUAACUGUAACCCUAGAGGUCCAGUGUUGGUAAUAUCAUAUUGCUCCAGUGUUACUGCAGGAGAAAACCCAACUACCUGGAGAAGGCAAGCAAUCACACACGGAGAACUCAUGGGAAAUGAACCACCAUCACAGAAAUGAACAGAAAGGCACAAUAGCUGGGUUUAAGUCAUGUGGUACAUUUAGCGCUUGGUGGUGAACUCCAAAAAGAAACACAGUUACCAGAGCGAGUUAAUUUUUCAUUGUGUACAUGUAAUUGACUUUGUGUUUGGUGGCAAAUGCAUGUAAUUUUGGCGAAAUUUGCUCACUUCCACAAAAUAUAAAUUUUAAAGACAGGGUAUGGUACGGUCUGCGCAUGCGCAUAUAGUAGUCUCCUGCCGUGAUAUAAACACUUUAAUUAGGUUUUUAUUUCAUUUUAUGUAAUUGCAAAGCCUGAUUGUUGUAUCUUGAUAAUUUACUGUAGAAGCAUAAAAAUAUAAAAGUUGUCGAAUAAAGUUCAAUAUUUUGAAUACUGAAAUGUAAACAAAGGCUAAGUUUGUUUACAAACGGACUGUACCCUACCUUUAAUCGUCAAUAUGUGUAAAGUUGAAAACCAAGCGUUUCCCUAUAUGUGUUCGGCUUUGGCUAUAGAGCCUUGUUUUUGUGUAUGUGACAUUAUUUGUUCAAGCCUAUCAUCUCAAUCCCUAAAAUGAGGCUAAUAGUCAAUGUUAGCAUACUUUCCGGACUGGUGUAUUACACAUCUAACACUUAUUGGCCCAAUACUGAAUUGUUAAUAAUUCUUUAGUAACGUUCUUUAUUAUAAAUAAUUUAUUACCAAUUAUUUAUAUUACCUUCGCCAUACACAAACUCUUGGCAUGAUCCAAGAAUAAUGUUCAUUUCUUGAUCAGUACACAAGAAUGAUCCUAUUAGUCGUCUACCAUCAGAGAUCUUUACUUUGAUGAUUUUAUUCAACCAACUUUGCAGCAAGGCGCUAGACGGUGAUACUGGAGGAUCAGUCUCUUCAGACAUCUAUGGAACAAGAGAAUAUA
Messenger RNA from Paramuricea clavata, 18641 nucleotides. The record is from the annotation of a GenBank genome assembly. Lineage: Eukaryota; Metazoa; Cnidaria; Anthozoa; Malacalcyonacea; Plexauridae.